Molecule: messenger RNA, 1123 nt
Organism: Anopheles moucheti
Lineage: Eukaryota; Metazoa; Arthropoda; Insecta; Diptera; Culicidae
Gene: Atg5
Product: autophagy protein 5
Exons: 7
Coding region: 76-882 (268 amino acids)
Biological process (GO): nucleophagy; C-terminal protein lipidation; autophagy of mitochondrion
Cellular component (GO): Atg12-Atg5-Atg16 complex; phagophore assembly site membrane; cytoplasm
Source: RefSeq, a predicted model, not a curated record
CAGGUUUUACCGCUCAAAACCCAAAGAAUACAUGCAGUAAACGUGUUUGGUUGUGCGUAGGAAUACCUCUCUACCAUGGCAAACGAUCGCGAAAUAUUGCGUGAAAUUUGGGAGGGAAAAAUUCCAGUACACUUUAAGCUAUCGCCAGACGAAACCGAUGUCGAGCCGGAAGAGUAUUUUCUGCUCAUACCGCGCUUGAGCUACUUUCCGCUCGUUACUGAUAAAGUACGGAAACAUUUUCUUCGAUUCGUAUCGAACGAGCUGCAAGAUGGAGAAAUGUGGAUGGACAGCAACGGGACACCAUUGAAGUGGCACUUCCCUAUAGGUGUUCUGUACGAUUUGCUCGUCGGUACUGAUGGGACAUUACCAUGGCACGUAACAGUACACUUUUCCAAAUUCCCAGACGAUAUUCUUAUUCGUUGUCCAAACAAAGAAGUUGUUGAAGCGCACUUUAUGUCUAGUCUCAAAGAAGCCGAUGUACUGAAGCAUCGCGGUCAAGUGGUUUCCGCAAUGCAAAAGAAAGAUCACAAUCAACUAUGGUUAGGAUUAGUUAACGAUAAAUUUGACCAGUUCUGGGCUGUCAAUAGACGGCUGAUGGAACCUAUUCCCGAUCAGGACGGCUUUAAACACAUUCCAGUUCGGUGUUAUGCCGAGGAUGGUACGUACCAGCAAAAACUAGUCGCACCCAGCACUCCAUCCGGUCAGAAGCGUCUUUUGCAGGAUUUGUUGGACGAUUUCUCAGCACCUGUUAGGAAGGCAGGUAAGUCAGUCGAGGCAAGAACCCAUGGCGUUACGGUCCCGGAAUCGACUCCACUCCAGUGGCUCUCGGAACACCUCAGCUAUCCGGACAACUUUCUGCAUCUCUGUCUGUCCUACGCCUAAAGGGUGGGUGUAAGGGCGUACCAAAAAAAAAACCCGUGAUCAACCCCCGUCGUCAUACUGUCGCUUGCCGCAUCAUCGUUCUACCCCUCUUAACCUGCUAUCCGUCUUCUCCCCCAUCUGCCUCUAUCGGUUUUUGCCUGGCGCCGCGUACUGGGCUACUACACGCUCAACCUGAGAAAAGGGGGUAACGGCUCGAAAUGAUCACCGUUCAUCAUUCCGGUGGUGUUCACUCCAGGAUCGG